This is a messenger RNA of Schistosoma margrebowiei, 2063 nucleotides long. The record is from the annotation of a GenBank genome assembly. NCBI's taxonomy places the organism in Eukaryota, Metazoa, Platyhelminthes, Trematoda, Strigeidida, Schistosomatidae.
UAUAUAUAGAAAGCUUAAUAAGUGAUUCUAUUGCUCUCAACCAUAAAAAAUCAGCUCUAAUGGCAGAACUGAGAAAGCUUGUUUUUAGAUCAAUAACAGUCAUUUGCAUUGGGUAUAUAAUACUCUGUUUUCUGAAUAAAUCAACCGAUUCAUAUACUUAUCACGUUAAUCCAUCCAUUCAGCUGAAUGAUCAACUUAUUACAAAUAAGAUAUAUGGAAAGUUAGAAAAGAUUGAUUUAAUGAAUUACAGUGGUCCUGAAAGUUUAAUUUACCAUGAUGGUUCAUUGUAUGCCACAGUGAUUCAAGGGAAAAUAUUAAAAAUAAAUGAUUCUAGGAUUUAUGUUCAUGCAACACUUGGUUCACCAAACUGCGUUGGUGUACAUGAAUGUGGUAGACCAUUAGGUUUAAAAUUGUUCAACAAUUCGGAGAAUUUCUUGGUCACGGAUGCCUAUUUAGGUGUAUUCUCUGUCUCGGUAAAAGAUGGUAGUGUGAAAAAAUUGUUCCCCUUAGAUGAAGAUUUCAAAGUUACAUUUUUUGAUGAUUCAGUAAUGUUACCGAACGGUAGUCUUGUUAUUACUGAAGCUAGUACAGAAAAUACCUUACAACAUUUAUGGACAACGAUUUUAGAGGGACUACCUAGUGGGAGGUUAACAAUGGCUGAUACAAAAACUGGUCAAUACAGUCACAUAAUGGAUGGUUUACGCUUUCCCAACGGAAUCGAAAUUUCUAGUGACAGAAAAUCCAUAUUACUCGUUGAAACAAUGAAACUUCAAAUUCUACGAAUUCCAUUAGAUGGAGGUGAAGUGACCGUGUUCAGUGAUGGGCUACCUGGUUUUCCGGAUAAUAUCAAAGCCAGUCCACGUGGUGGAUAUUGGGUCCCUGUAUCACCUCUUCGUGACGAGCCUCUAUCUGAACUUCUACUCAACUAUCUACCAGCUUAUCCUUUUAUUCGUCAGUUGGCUUCCAGUGUACGGUUAAUAAUCUUCCUACAUUUUUAUACUCAAUAUUUUUCAUCUUAUUGUCACUCCAUUUUUGAAUUCUUUGGCAGUCGAGUAUUAAACCAAUAACAGUGUAUGUGGACAUUUUCAACUUCAACCAACUAAUGACAUGGCAUUACAAUUACAUAAUGGCAUUGAGAAAGACUGUCUCACUGCCGGCAUGGUUGACUUCCACCGGUCUUGAAUCCCAAUAAAAUCUACUGAACUCAUUUCAGAGAAAAUGAAUAGGGGUCAAACGAUUCUAUAUCGCUGCUUUAGCAAGAGCAAAAACUGAGGGGUUCCGCACUGCAACGGAACAACCGAAAAAUGUUCCCUGAUUUUCAUCGAUACCUUAACUAAUGUAGAUCUGUAGCUGUAUCUAAUCACGAAUUGAAAUGAACUUCGCAAUACCUUCAAAAUGAAUUAUGAUACAGAUUAUCUCGAUGCUUCCAUUCCCACUAAUACCGAAAGGAAAAUCAUCAAUGUUAAUUCGUUUAGAUGAAAAUGGACAGGUAAUUGAAAUUUGGAAAGAUUUUCAAAAUGAAUUACCAAAUGCUUGUGAAGUACUAGAACAUGAUGAUACUUUAUACACUGGAAGCUUUUAUCUACCUUACAUUGGUCGUUUAAGAAGAUUGUCAAAUUAAUUUUUAUGAAAUUAGUUUCAGAAGAUGAAUACUGUGUAAUUUGAUGUUGUUGUUGUUGUUGUUGUUGUUGUUAUUUAUUCAGCACAUUGAUGAUAAAUACUUUCCACGUUUUGAUUUGACUUAUCUUUAAAACAUUCAUCAAUAUCUUGUUUUCUUAUGUUUUUUUUCGUUGUUGUUGUCACUGUUGGUAGUUUGACUUAGUUAUUUCUCAAUAUUUAAUUAUUCUGUACUAAUUGUGUAAUGUGUGAAUUACUUAAUCAAUAAUAAAUGACACAAUGCCAUUUACAUUUAUUGAAUCAAUCAGAUCAUCUUUUAAUUAUCUAUCUAUAAAUCAGUUAGCUAAAUUCGUGAAUUGAUAUUAUUGUGCAUGUUAACUUGCUUAUGUUACGUAAUACUUGUGGUUAUUAUAAAACCUUGAUAAAAAGAAAAUGAUACAAGUGUA